Molecule: messenger RNA, 602 nt
Organism: Daldinia vernicosa
Lineage: Eukaryota; Fungi; Ascomycota; Sordariomycetes; Xylariales; Hypoxylaceae
Exons: 4
Coding region: 15-602 (195 amino acids)
Source: RefSeq, a predicted model, not a curated record
CCACGGUCUACACGAUGCAGUCCUCGGUCCUAUCUCCUCCUAGCUGGUUCCAUUCCAGAGAAGGCAUAGCUUUAGGCCAGGCUGCCUCUCGAGCAGGCGUUGCUAAUGUCGUCCUGAAUUUCACCGAGUUUGAUUUCACAAAGGCCUUCAACUUCAUCAAGGAGAAGCUUAGCCCUGAGUUCGUGCAGGAAUACUGGCUUGUCUCGGUGGCAGAUGCUUCCAGGGGGUGUUAUAUCAGCUGCCGCAAGGUUUCCAUAUGUUGGUUUUCUAUUAAAUUCCUUGAUGUGCUGUGGUGCCUGCUUUUCAGUAGGACUGCUGGGCCUUCUCCCUGGUACCAUCUGCUUGAUGGACUCAAUGUGACGAAGCCUAACGGUACCGCCGAUGGCACGAUUGACGUCGUCACUCUCAAUCGUAAUAUUUUCGAGAAACCGAACGAUGCCGAUGUCAUUAUCCACCAGGAACUUGACGAAUUCUUCCCCAUGAAAAUUGCGAUGCCGGAGAACAUCACUCUGACACCAUUGACAGGACGUUCCAAGCGUUCAGCCGCAGAUGAUCUUGACCGACCACGAAUCAGAAUCAAGAGCUCGCCCAAAGACUACUAG